GUGUUUAAAACCACAUUGCCAUCUUCAAAUCUUAAUUCUGCAACUAGCCAUCAAAUUUUUCCCAUUGAUCGUAUGGCCAUUGAAUCGGGUCUGCCUUUGCCGAUGGGCCCGCCGCGGGCUUGCGAGAAGCACGCCAAGGCGCUUGGGUUCAUCGAAGAGACGACGAAGAACGCCGGCGCGGUGCAGGAGAGGGUUUUGAGGGAGAUCCUGGGGCGGAACGCAGAGACGGAGUAUCUCGGGCGGUUCGGGCUCCGCGGGGCGACGGAUAGGGAGACGUUCAAGUCGAAGGUUCCGGUGGUUACGUACGAGGAUAUUCAGCCGGAUAUUAUGCGCGUGGCUAACGGUGACCGCUCUCCCAUCUUUUCUUCCCACCCAAUCUCCGAGUUUCUCACCAGUUCCGGCACAUCUGCCGGUGAGAGAAAACUGAUGCCCACAAUUCAUGAAGAUCUGGACCGAAGAACAUUACUAUACAGCCUUCUCAUGCCUGUGAUGAACCUAUAUGUUCCGGGCUUAGACAAGGGAAAGGGCCUAUACUUUCUCUUCGUAAAGGCCGAAACCAAAACCCCCGGCGGCCUCCUUGCACGUCCGGUCCUCACUAGCUACUACAAGAGCGAGCACUUCAAAACAAGGCCGUUCGACCCUUACAAUGUGUACACGAGCCCUAACGAGGCCAUUCUCUGCUCCGACUCUUUCCAGAGCAUGUACACUCAGAUGCUUUGCGGUCUCAUUAUGCGCGAAGAAGUGCUCCGGAUUGGCGCGGUGUUCGCCUCUGGCCUUGUUAGGGCUAUUAAGUUCCUUCAACUCAACUGGAAAGAGCUCGCUGAAGACAUCAGCUCAGGGAAACUUAGCCCUAGAAUCACUGACCCUUCUAUAAAGGAGUGCAUGGGAAAUAUCCUGAAACCUAACCCGCAACUCGCUGAGGUUAUCACUAACGAAUGCGAAGGUGAGAAUUGGGAGGGCAUAAUCACGAGAAUUUGGCCCAACACGAAGUACCUGGAGGUGAUAGUGACUGGGGCCAUGGCUCAAUACAUCCCAACUCUCGACUACUUCAGCGGCGGAUUACCCCUGCCAUGCACCAUGUACGCCUCUUCCGAGUCCUACUUCGGACUCAACCUCAAACCCAUGUCCAAACCCUCCGACGUAUCCUACACCAUCAUGCCCAACAUGGCCUACUUCGAGUUCCUCCCCCACGACCCCACCGCGGCCCCGCCCCUCUCCUCCCGCUACUCCCCGCCGCCCAAGCUCGUCGACCUGGCCGACGUCGAAGUCGGCAAGGAGUACGAGCUCAUCAUCACCACUUACUCGGGGCUGUGCCGGUACCGAGUCGGAGACAUCCUCCGAGUCACCGCGUUCCACAACGCGGCACCCCAGUUCAAGUUCAUAAGGAGGAAGAACGUGCUGCUCAGCAUCGACUCGGACAAGACCGACGAGGCCGAGCUGCAGACGGCCAUCGACAGCGCUUCGUUGCUCUUGAAACGAUUCGAUACUAACAUCGUGGAGUACACGAGCUAUGCGGACACGAAAACGAUCCCCGGGCAUUACGUAAUUUACUGGGAGUUAAUGGCCAAGAAUCCGGCAAAGUCGCCGAGCGAGGAGGUUUUGGAGCAGUGCUGCUUGGCCAUGGAGGAAUCGUUUAACUCGGUGUAUCGACAAGGCCGAGUCGCGGAUAACUCGAUCGGGCCGCUCGAGAUUAGGGUGGUGGAAAAUGGAACGUUUGAGGAGUUGAUGGACUAUGCGAUCUCAAGGGGCGCCUCUAUCAAUCAGUAUAAGGUUCCGAGAUGUGUUAGUUUCACUCCUAUUAUGGAACUCCUCGACUCCAGGGUGGUGUCGUCGCAUUUUAGCACGGUUCCGCCACAGUGGACCCCAGGACGCCGUCAUUGAUGGCCACAGAGUUGGCGUCAAGGAAACAAAAGUACCAAAAAGAUAUGGUUGACUACCAACCAACCAAUUAGGUUCCAACCAAACGUGAAGACAAUUCUCUCUCUCUCUCUCUCUCUCUCUCUCUCUCUCUCUCUCUCUCUCUCUCUCUCUCUCUCUCUCUUGUUUAAUUGUGUCUUGUUAGCUAUAUAUAAAUAAUAACUUUGGAAAGUGUCUUUG
Rhododendron vialii is the source of this 2097-nucleotide messenger RNA. RefSeq names its product probable indole-3-acetic acid-amido synthetase GH3.1. The record is from RefSeq and is a predicted model, not a curated record. Lineage: Eukaryota; Viridiplantae; Streptophyta; Magnoliopsida; Ericales; Ericaceae. Bases 73 to 1881 code for a protein of 602 amino acids. The transcript is spliced from 4 exons. Gene Ontology annotation, cellular component: cytoplasm. Gene Ontology annotation, molecular function: acid-amino acid ligase activity.